Thunnus maccoyii (southern bluefin tuna) is the source of this 6531-nucleotide messenger RNA. Its product is annotated as IQ motif and SEC7 domain-containing protein 2-like. NCBI's taxonomy places the organism in Eukaryota, Metazoa, Chordata, Actinopteri, Scombriformes, Scombridae. The transcript is spliced from 17 exons. The coding region runs from base 79 to 4794 and encodes 1571 amino acids. The record is from RefSeq and is a predicted model, not a curated record. Gene Ontology annotation, biological process: actin cytoskeleton organization; regulation of ARF protein signal transduction. Gene Ontology annotation, molecular function: protein binding; guanyl-nucleotide exchange factor activity.
UCUCUCUCUCUCUCUCUCUCUCUGUCGGUCUCCUCCCGCCUGUUGUUGUUGUUGUUGCCGCGUUGAUCAACAGCAGCAAUGUGGUGCAUCAACUGCGCUUCGGACAAAACGCCCGCGAUCCUUCACAACAAGCUGCUGUACUGUGUGGAGGGCGACCCUCAGUGUCCGGAGGCGCUCACUUUUACUGAUUCGUCCUUCGGCCAUCCGCCUCCCUUCCAUCGCUAUAGCAACAGCCCCCUCUCCAGCCCCUGUGACCCCUACAGCUCCGCCUCCACCAGCGGGCCCCUGGGAGCCUCCCACACACACACACAGGGUAUCUCUCCCGUCUCUCCCCCCAGCCCGGCGAGCCUCGCCUGGGCUCAGCGCAGCCGACACCAGCCGGCCAGCCUGGCGCUCCGUAAGCAAGAGGAGGAGGAGAGCAAACGCUGCAAGGCUCUAUCUGACAGCUAUGAGCUCUCUACAGACCUCCAGGACAAGAAGGUGGAGAUGCUGGAGAGGAAGUACGGCGGCCAGUUUGUGUCCCGGCGGGCGGCGAGGACCAUCCAGACGGCGUUCAGGCAGUACCGCAUGAACAAGAACUUCGAGAGGCUUCGCAGCUCCGCCUCAGAGAGCAGAAUGACGCGUCGCAUCAUCCUGUCCAACAUGAGGAUGCAGUACUCGUUUGAUGAGCGUCAGCCGCAGGGUCAGGGGUCAGCAGGUCAGCAGGGGUCCGAGGACGCAGGAGACAUGGACGACUCCUUCUCCAAGCAGGUUAAGUCUCUGGCCGACUCGAUGGAUGACUCCCUCACCUGUCAGUCCGGCCGUGAAGACUCGCAGGAAGCAGGAGGAGAGGGAGAGGACGACGACGACGAUGAGGAGGAGGGAGACGAGGAAGAGGAGGAGGAGGAGGAGGAAGGGGAAGAGGACGAGGAGGAAGAUGAGGAUGAAGAUUACAGAGAGUGUGCGUGGCGGAACAGCAGCGCUUCCUCCCGGCGUGUGGCGGGCCGGCCGGGAGGGGUGGGGGGAGGAGGAGGAGGAGGAGGGAGGAGAGGAGGCGCAGGAGGAGGCGCAGCCAUGCACGAGGACAGCACCGCCACCUCCUUCAGCGAUGUCACCCUCUACAUGGACGAGGGCUGCCUCCCCUCCUCGCCGCUCUCCCGCCCCGCCUCCAGCUCCGACACAGAGUACUGGGGAGGAGGAGGGGGGGGAGGCGCGGGGGGGAGGGAGGACAGCCGAGAGACGGAGGGAGGCAGCAACGCCAGCCGGAGGAGCAGCACCCCCUGCACCGAGUGUCGGGGGGAGUACAGAGGGAGGGCAGGAGGAGGAGGAGGAGGACACCUUCCUGUCCUGACCAUAGAGCCGCCCAGUGACAGCUCAGUGGACAUGAGUGACAGGUCGGAGCGAGGCUCUAUCGGACGCCUGGUGUACGAACAGGAGCCGUCGGGAGCGGAGCGAGGAGGAGAGAGGGAGAGGAGGGGAGGAGGCGAAGGAGAGAGCGGAGAGGAUGAACGAGGAGGAGGAGGAGGAGGAAGCAGCGAGGCCGACUCUCCGCAGGGAACCAUCAAACACAAACCGAACGGCCGCUCGGUCGCCACAGCGCAGGGACAGACCCGCAGCCCCGCCGCCGUCCCCCUGCCGAUGCCCUCGGCCCGGACCCUGCCGUCACACCCGCUCCCUCACCCGCUCCAGCACGCCCACCCCCACCCCCACCCCCACCCUCACCCGUCUCCCAUCCCCCAUCUCCCCACCAUCCUCCACCACCACCACCCGCAGUACAGCCAGCCGCACAUCCUGCACAUGCACCACGGCCACGGCGGCCCCUACAUCCAGCACGCGCACCACUUCGCCCAGCACCACUACCACCACCUGCACCACCAGCACCACCACCUCCCCCACGCUUACCCAGAACCCCCCUCUUCCCCGCUGCCCUCCCCCGUACCGCCGCUCACACCUCUCUCGCCCCUGCCGCCGCCGCCGCUCACGCCCUCGCCGCUGUCCUCCUCCUCCUCCUCGGCGCUCCCCAACAUGGAGGCGGCGCAGCAGCAGCAGCACCACGCCCACCUCCACCACCACCACCACCUGCUCUGCUCGGACGGAGACAACGAGAGCGUCAACUCCACCACCACCAACUCCAACGACGACACCACCGUCAACAACUGCAGCUCCGGCUCCUCGUCGCGCGACAGCCUGCGGGAGCCGAUCGGAGGAGGAGCCACGCUGGGGAAGCAGACCUAUCAGAGAGAGAGCCGCCACAGCUGGGACUCGCCCGCCUUCAACAACGACGUGGUGCAGCGGCGGCAGUACCGCAUCGGCCUCAACCUGUUCAACAAGAAGCCUGAGAAGGGGAUCCAGUACCUGAUCGAGAGGGGCUUCGUGUCGGACACGCCGGUGGGCAUCGCCAGGUUCAUCCUGGAGAGGAAAGGACUGAGCAGGCAGAUGAUCGGAGAGUUCCUGGGCAGCCGGCAGCAGUUCAACAAGGACGUCCUCGACUGUGUUUUAGAUGAGAUGGAUUUCUCAGGGAUGGAUCUGGACGACGCUCUGAGGAAGUUCCAGGCUCAGAUUAAAGUGCAGGGUGAAGCUCAGCGGGUGGAGCGGCUGGUGGAGGCCUUCAGUCAGCGGUACUGUGUUUGUAACCCGGUGCUGAUCCGGCAGUUCCAGAAUCCAGACACCAUCUUCAUCCUGGCCUUCGCCAUCAUCCUCCUCAAUACGGACAUGUACAGCCCCAACGUUAAGCCGGAGAGGAAGAUGAAGCUUGAGGACUUCAUCAAGAACCUGCGGGGUGUAGAUAACGGUCAGGACAUCCCCAGAGACCUGCUGGUGGCCAUAUAUGGAAGGAUCCAGAAGUGGGAGCUGAGGACCAACGAUGACCACGUGUCCCAGGUCCAGGCCGUGGAGAGGAUGGUGGUCGGCAAAAAGCCUGUGCUCUCCCUGCCUCACCGCCGGCUGGUUUGCUGCUGUCAGCUGUUCGAGGUUCCCGAUCCGAACCGAGCUCAGAGGAGCGGCGUCCACCAGAGAGAAGUCUUCCUGUUCAACGACCUGCUGAUGGUGACGAAGAUCUUCCAGAAGAAGAAGACCUCGGUGACGUACAGUUUCAGACAGUCGUUUCCUCUGGUGGACAUGCAGGUCCACACCUUCCAGAACACCUACUACCCUCACGGUAUCAGACUGACGUCGGCGAACCCCGGAGGAGAGAGGAAGGUGCUGAUCGUCUUCACGGCUCCGAGCCAGCAGGACCGAGCUCGCUUCACCUCCGACCUCCGAGAGAGCAUCGCAGAGGUCCAGGACAUGGAGAAGUACCGAGUGGAGUCUGAACUGGAGAAGCAGAAAGGUGUGAUGCGUCCAGGUGUGUUAACGGGGGGAGGACCAGGAGGCGGGGGGGUGCCGGGCGGCGGGCCCAACGCCGGCGGCGUGCCCGUAAAGGGCGAGGUGGUGAACGGCACCAUGGGUAGGCCGAGCCUCGAUGACACGUACGCGUCAGUGGACGGACUCAAACGCACGGCGCUCAGCUCGUCACUGAGAGACCUCUCAGAGACAGGGAAGCGAGGUCGUAGGAACAGUGUGGGCUCAUUGGACAGCACCAUUGAAGGUUCCAUCAUUAGCAGCCCCCGGCCUCACCAGCAGCGCCCCCUGCCGGCUGGAGGUCUGUCCUACAGCCCCAUGAUGGUCCCUUCGUCUCCAGCAGCUUACCGGCCGCACCGCCCUACUCAGAGCCCCGGUACGGGGGUGGGGGGUGGGCCGGGGCUCUGUCACAACCAGGGAGGGGUCAGCACUUCCCCACUCGUGAGCGGGGGAGGGGCUGGGCUCGGAGGAGGGAUGGUGGGUGGGGGAGGACCGACUGGCGGCGGCCUGCUGGGGAAUUUCUUCGGCAGCCGCAGAGGCAAGGUUCCUGGUCCCCUGACGAUGACAUCACCCACACCGCAGGGUCCCCCGAGUCCCCUGAUGAUAUCAUCACCCCCCCAUUACCCCGCCCCCGCACCUCCCAUCCCCCACCCAUCCUCCCCUUCCCCAUGCCCCUCCCCCUCGGCCAACCUCGGCCAGUCGGACUCGGGAGGAGUUGGAGGGGGAGGAGGUACGGGAGGGGCGCCGUCCAAGCUGCAGGCUCUGCACGCCCAGUAUUGCCACGGCAACAGUGGAGGAGGCGGAGUCAGUGUUACUGGGCACCAGCAGCAGCAGACCCCCCCCCCACCUUACCACCAUCAUCACCGCUACCACAUGCAGAGCGUCCCGCAGCACCACGUCCUCUCGCACAGGGUCUCCGUGCCGCGGCGGCAGGGCCCGUCCGGCUGCGCUCCCUCUCAUACCCAGCAGCAUCAGAGGAUCCAACACGGCGCCGCCCACCCGCGCUACAUAGGCUCGGGAUUCAUCACGCCCCCUCCGCUGUCCCCGCACUCCCCCAUCACCCCCACUACCCCACACGGACUCUACCACUCGCACCCCGCGGCGGGGAGGCCAGGUGGCGGCGGCAAGCUCCCGCUGACCAUCUCGCACUCGCAGCCCCACCCCCACGCUCACACACACUCUCACAACCACGCCGUGCACACACACUCCCCGCUCAGCCCCUCCCCCUCCGCCUCCACUCACUUCAUCUUCUCCACCCCGCCGCCCCAGACUCCCUCGGCGCGCCUUGUCAGCCAGACGCCGCCGCAGCCCUACGGCCCCCAGUACCCGCCCCUCUCCUCCAUCCCACCUCCCCCGCCGCACUCCCCCUUACCUCCCCCGUCGAACGCCCCGCUCUCCCCGCACCCAGGGGCGGCGGGCGGGCAAGGGGGCGGCCCCAAAUCGAAACCCGUCAGUCGGAUCAGCACAGUCGUGUGAGGAGGCAGAAGACGAGGGCGGCGGUUCGCCACCCCGCCGUGAGCCACCGGGGGGCGGCGGUGAGAGGGAGCAGGAGGGGGAGGAGGAGAGGAGGAGGGCAGGUGCAGGUGUAUCAAAGCGGCCGUCUGGUGAGGAGGAGAGCACUGAGAGCGGGGAAGAGGAAGUUACUCAGCCUGUGUUAUUUUCACAUCCACUUCCCGCGCAGGUAGACGGACUCUCACGCUGAACGGCGACGGCGGCUCGUAGCCUGCCGCGGCCAAACUGCCCACAGAGCAACACCGAGAACGUAAAUCACGGCGUUUUCAGUCAAAACGAAGCUGAAGAAAAACUCCCACACAGCUGUGUCUCGGUGAGAAUCUCCUCACCUUCCCUUCGUUGUGCCCUUCUGAGGACAUGUUUGUAGUUCUUCACUGACAGAGGAAGUGUUUAUGUCACAUUGUGAGUCUCUGCGGUGGACAAAUGGUUCAGGGACCAGAUUUGAAGGGAACAGUGCCUGAGAAUUUAACACAAGGGUUAGCGCUCGAUGCUAACACUAUGUACCAUCUUAGUUGAGGGGACAGUUCAGGUUUUAAGGAAGCCUGAGUCCUUUUACUAUAUUCCAAAAAUCACACUCGUCUUGCACCGCUUUGUUUUUUUUCGCACAAAAAGCACCUGUACCAUUGUUUUGGUUGUUGACAUAUUACAAGCCAUGAGGUGUUCCUGAGAAGCAGAGGUGGUUGGUGUUAAUAUGGUGCAGUUUCUGUGUCUUAGACAGGCAUGCAUGACCUGUGCAAUAGCUAAUGAGUGUCAGUGUGUCUAUGGUUGAAAUCCUAUAUGCAGGGGAGGGACGUGUUGUGAUUUGAAGCCCCAAUCCAGAGUUUAUUUGGCCAUAAAAAAGUGCAUUUGUGAAGGUUACUGAAGACUUUGCUUUCUACAUUUGUUGUUCAAAUUCUAAAUAAGCCAUUGAAAUAAAAACUACAGGUGUUUUUUUACAUUUGUGUUUUGCAAAAACUACUAAUGAGGGCAAAACUCUCAAAGCCUUUAGUGUUUGUGGGUUACAGGGUUUCAGCAGGGUGCACUAUGUUGUUGUUGUUGUGGAUUGGGACAUUAAAAUUGGCAUUUCUAAUACUUUAUUCUUGUAAAGGGGGAUUUAUAUGAUCAUUUGUACUAAACCAGUGAAUGCUCCCCCUCAAGUAUCCCAAUAUAUAUGAAAGUGUAAGCCUGAAUCUGUCAGAAAUUAUAAUAUAUGUCAACUGUAUUUCAUGCUCUAUAUUGUGUGUGACCCUCUAUGUUGCCAGGGAAGGAGAUUACACUCAAAGGUGCCAAACAGGGUGCAGUCUGGGAAACAGAGUCUUUUGUGUCACUGGCUUGUCAACCUUUGAUGAAGCCUGAGAGCUACAGAACCUAAACACAGUCACUCAGUCACUGACACAGGCUCAGUGUUAUGUCAGGUUACAUUAAACAAGUUCUAUAAUGUGACUCUCUGUACAUUUCCCUAAAAGAUAGAAUCCUAAAAAUCUGGGUGGGAAGUUAAAAUUAAAAAGGUUUUACCCAGUUUCGAAAAUCACAAUUUAGCAUCGACCAAACAAUAAUAAUUUUUAAGGAUGGUUGGUUAACCGAUGUCUGGAAUAGCCUGAAUGUGCAGGUGUUGGACAUCAGCGUCAGCGUCUCCUGAUGCACAUGAACGUCAUGUAUAUGUGGACAGCAGGGGGCAGUGUUACAUUUACCAAACCUAAAUAUACGCAAAAAAAAAACAAA